This is a messenger RNA of Juglans regia (Persian walnut), 1612 nucleotides long. RefSeq names its product mediator of RNA polymerase II transcription subunit 6-like. The record is from RefSeq and is a predicted model, not a curated record. Gene Ontology annotation, cellular component: core mediator complex; mediator complex. Bases 85 to 681 code for a protein of 198 amino acids. NCBI's taxonomy places the organism in Eukaryota, Viridiplantae, Streptophyta, Magnoliopsida, Fagales, Juglandaceae. Gene Ontology annotation, biological process: regulation of transcription by RNA polymerase II. Gene Ontology annotation, molecular function: transcription coactivator activity. The transcript has 3 exons.
AAAAAAAAAAAACCUUUCAUCGCACCCACUAGUCGUACGCACACACGCGACCCGACUGACUGAUUAACAAACCCAGCCAGCCUGAUGGCGACUCCACCGGUGGCUUCUGUUCCGCCGGCGAACCAGGGGUUGGAAGGCGGCCCGCCAGCUCCACCAGCGCCUCCGGGAACUGAAAUGACCGGAAUAUGCUUCAGGGACCAGCUGUGGCUCAGCACCUACCCUCUGGACCGCAACAUCGUCUUCGAUUACUUCGCCCUCUCACCCUUCUACGACUGGACCUGCAACAACGAGCAGCUUCGCAUGCGCUCCAUUCACCCACCUGAUCUCUCCCACCUCUCGAAAAUGGCAGGUAUAGAAUACAUGCUAUAUGAAGUUAUGGAGCCCCAUCUAUUUGUUAUCCGCAAGCAAAAGAGGGAUGGUCCUGAAAAGGUUACACUGAUGCUCACUUAUUAUGUUUUGGAUGGAUCGAUUUACCAAGCACCCCGCUUUGCAAUGUUUUUGCUGCUUGAGUGUAAAUCAACUAAGGCCCAAGUGUUAUUAAGUUCAAGAGCUUCUAUUUCAGCUUUCAUGCUUGUGCACCAUUCAGGAAAGGAUAGUUUGUGGAGCUUGGCUAAAGGACAUAUGGAACAAAGUUUUUUCACUAGGAGUUUUUUGAGAAAUGAACAUCACCAUCUAUGUUAGAAACUAAGUAAGAAGAAUGUCCUAGUCUAUAAUGUCAAACAUCAAAAUUUUGGUCAUUGUUGGUGACUGAAGCAGGAAUUGGGAGUGAAGAUAGGAUUCAUUUUGCCCAAGGCAUCUGACAAAGCUGAGGGAGAGACUUCCCUUUGCAGUAUAUGGUACAACCCUUGCCUUACUUCACCCAUGCCAAUCAUCCUCCAAACUGAAAGGUCCUAUAUGUAGCAGAAAUGAGGAAAGAAAAUCAAACAACAAUGAAGUGUUUGAGUUAGUUUUCUAGUAGAAAUCAAGUUGAAAGUGAAGCUAGGAACACAAAGGACAUCCUGAAGAGUUCGAGAGUUUGUAAUUCUUACUAUUCCUAUGUGAGUAACAACAGCUAUAUUACCAUUAGGUAGAGCUACAGAAUGAGAAGCUUGUGAUUGAAUUGAAGAGAACAAUGAGGGAGAACAGAUCAUGUGAUCUGUUGCUCCUGUAUCAAUGAUCCAAGGCACAUUCAAUUUGUUUGAAGGCUUGGAAUUAAAAACAGACAUACAUAAUGACAUACCAGAAAUUUGAUGAACAUUUCCAUCAGAAGAUGAGGAAGCAAAGAUGUUUUGAACAUUGGUGCCAAUGUAGUAUGAGUGGCAAGCAUGGAGCCAGUACCAUCAUUGGUGCCAAUGUAGUAUGGACUGCUUGGGUGAGUAGGGUCUUUGUUUGGAUUGGGGUUUUAAUUUCGGUUUUGGAUUUCUGAGUUAUCUUCCAUAACUUGGCUCUAAUACCCAUGUAAGAAAUGUAAAAUCAGUGUAUGUAAAUUACCAAGACAAUGGAGGAAGUUUGGAAAGAAUUGGAUUUCUAUAUUUCCUUUGUAUAUUGGUGUCUGUACAAAAUGUGGCUAUUUAUAGCAUUACAUGAAUGUCACUAACAUACAAAAGAGCACUGGUAUGCGCAUUACUAACCA